ACGCGCACAGGCUAAGUCGCGCGCCAUAUUUUAUUUUUUAUAAAUACACUUACUUCAGUACUAGAGUUAAAAUGUGAUAAAAAGUUGCCGAUUUAUUUCCCUUUAGGUAUAAAAUUUAAUCAUGGAACCGGAUUCACUGGAAGUGCUGCUUAUCCAUCAUCACCCAGAAUUUUUGAAAGCAACCUGCGACUUGAUCAACGAUGAAUGGCCAAGAAGCGAAACUGUCAGAAUGAUGUCGCUGCAAGCCUCCUGCGAUUGCCUGCCUACCAACUUUAUCUUAGUUAAAGAUAGGAGACAAGUAUUAGGCCACUGCAAACUGACUCCCAUACCAAGUAUUCCAGAAAGUUGUUUCAUAGAAACAGUAGUCAUAAGUAAAGCUAUGCGUGGAAAGAAGUUAGGUACAUAUUUAAUGCGAUACGUCGAAAAUUACUGUAGAAAUGUGCUGAAGUUAAAAAUGGCGCAUCUAUCAACGAAGGGCCAAGAGAAAUUCUACGCCACGUUAGAUUAUGAGAUUUGCGCACCAGUAUCUAUUUAUGGUGUGUUUUCGCCAGUCAAUGUUAAACUUAAUCCUAGUAGCCAUAAGAUUGAAAAUUCAGUGCCAGAGCAACGUGCGCUGCCCGGCGCCGCGCCGCCACCACCCCCACCGAUGCCAACUUACGAAAGUGCUUGGAACAACAACAAUAGUAAAGUAAAAACUAGCAAAACAUACAUGUUUAAGUAUUUGUAGUAU
This is a messenger RNA of Cydia fagiglandana, 730 nucleotides long. It is a transcript of the gene Naa80, whose product is annotated as N-alpha-acetyltransferase 80. Gene Ontology annotation, cellular component: cytoplasm. Gene Ontology annotation, biological process: protein acetylation. Gene Ontology annotation, molecular function: N-acetyltransferase activity; acetyl-CoA binding. The transcript is spliced from 2 exons. The coding region runs from base 122 to 727 and encodes 201 amino acids. The record is from RefSeq and is a predicted model, not a curated record. Lineage: Eukaryota; Metazoa; Arthropoda; Insecta; Lepidoptera; Tortricidae.